This is a messenger RNA of Malassezia restricta, 441 nucleotides long. RefSeq names its product negative cofactor 2. Gene Ontology annotation, molecular function: protein heterodimerization activity; TBP-class protein binding; general transcription initiation factor activity. Gene Ontology annotation, biological process: RNA polymerase II preinitiation complex assembly; chromatin remodeling; positive regulation of transcription by RNA polymerase II. The transcript has a single exon. The record is from RefSeq and is a predicted model, not a curated record. Bases 1 to 441 code for a protein of 146 amino acids. Lineage: Eukaryota; Fungi; Basidiomycota; Malasseziomycetes; Malasseziales; Malasseziaceae. Gene Ontology annotation, cellular component: negative cofactor 2 complex.
AUGUCGGAUGACGAGCACGACUACAAUAGCGCAGGACCUCUCGAUGACGAGGAUCUCUCUCUUCCAAAGGCCACAAUCCAGAAGCUGAUCCAGGAGUACCUUCCAAAAGAUCUUAGCUGUGCAAAGGAAACGCGCGAUCUUCUGACAGAUUGCUGUGUGGAAUUUGUUCAUUUGGUUUCAAGCGAAGCAAACGAGGCAUGUGAAAAGGACUCAAAAAAGACGAUUGCACCAGAUCAUGUAGUCAAAGCUCUCAACGACCUGGGUUUUGGCAAAUAUACACAGGAAGUACAGGAUGUACUAAAUGACCAUCGACAGCAUCAGAAAGAACGUGAACGCAAGGCAUCUCGAUUUGAACUUAGCGGCUUGUCCGAAGAGGAGCUGCAGCGCCAGCAGGAAGAACUCUUUGCCGCUAGCAAGGCGCGUUUUGAGGCGGCGAACUAA